UCUCUACUGCAGAUACUGUCCUAAGGAAUAAGCACAGAUUAGGAAAUACUGGACCUUAUGUUGUAAGGCAGUGUUUUCCAACCAGGGUGCCUCCAGCUGUUGCAAAACUACAACUCCCAGCAUGGCCGGACAUGAAAUGACUGCCAUCAGAAUUAGCUCUAAUGCUAGUCUCUGACUAUUGCUGUCAACUGGUAAAAGCAGCCAAUAGACACCUGGUCCAGUUGCCUAUUUAUACUCAGUUCCCGCCAGUCAACAGAAUCCAGAAAGCGUGGUCGUAUCGGUAUCCAACAUCAGUGCACCAACUGGGUCUAUGGCUCAUCUACUAUGUCAGAGUUAUCGCAUGGUGUGGACACAGGAUAGCCUUAUAGACAGGCAGAGGGUUGUACACUGGGAUCUCUAUAGCAGCAAAGGAGUGUACCGAGGAGAGCGCCUUCUGGACAUGUUCUCUGCUGGGGAACAACGCAUCUACAGCGGCUACAACCAAGGCCGAAUCAUGGUGUCCAAGUCUGCCUUCCAAGAUGGCAAUUUUUCUUUAAUGAUAAAAGGAGUAUCCAUGAGCGACCAGGGACUGUAUUCAUGUAACCUACAUCAUCACUACUGUCACAUUGAUAACACGGUUAGAGUUCAACUGAAUGUCACAAAGUCAGAACGUAAAGUGAGGAUGUACUGGGAUGGAGAAAAGGCUGUUGUUAUUGCUUUGGUUGGAUCUGAUGUGAUGCUGCCAUGUGAGAACUGGGACCACAUCUGGACUGAUCGACAUCGUGAAGAAGACCAGCAAGUAGUACAUUGGGAUCGCCAAGCUCCAGGAAUCCCUCACGACAGAGCAGACCGACUGAUCGACAUGUAUGCUUCAGGGGAGAGACGGUCAUACGGCUCCCUCUUCAUCAGGAGGAAAAUGAACGUGUCGGAUAUGGCUUUUGCUCAUGGGGAUUUCUCACUUCUCAUAUCAGAAUUGACGAAAGGGGAUGAAGGCACUUACUCGUGUCACCUGCACCACCACUACUGUGGGCUCCACGAACGCAGGAUUUUUUACUUAACAGUUUAUGAUCCACCUAAGGAACCUCCAAAAGAAAAGGAACCAGAGACUACAAACAUGGGUUCAGCACCAGCCAAAGAUCACACCGUCAUCCGGGAAAAUAAAGUGAUCAAUGUAAUAAUUCCGGAAAACAGACUUCACUUCUUCCAACAACUCGGAUACAUCCUGGCAACCCUUCUGCUGUUCCUUCUCCUGCUCACAGCUGUGAUCCUCAUCACCCGAAAACAUCGCAGGAAAGGUUAUGCAUACGAUAUGAGCAAAUCUCAAGGGAAAGAUGUGAAUAUGAAGGAAAUUUGUCUGAGACCCCCUGACCUUAUCGAAUACAAAAGGGAAGACGUUCGAAUUGAUUACAAAAAUAACAUACUAAAAGAACGUGCAUCCAUGGAGAGGCCCUUCACGCCAAAGAAUAUUGACUUAGACCUUGAACUUCGCAAGGAAUAUUGUAAAUAGGACUUUCCUCAUGCUACUGGCUGGCUCAGAAGCUCCACCUCCUUUUAGGAAGAGGGCCUUAUUGCUUCCUAUUGUGUCUUCAGUCAACUUGUUUGUUACUUUUGCCUGCGACUCCUUUGUGCGCUACUGUAUAUCCAGAUCACUGCUUCACAUGGCAGCAGCAUUUUUAUAAAGACAUUAAUGAAAGACGUUAAAGAUGGAUUGUACAUGUUGUCCUGCGCCAUUUUCUUCAAUCAGUGGUAGCUUUUAAAAUAUGGAUUUCAAGCAAAUGACAAAAUGUAUGAUGUAGUGUAGUAAUGGCUUGCUGCAAAAGUUUCCUGUAGAGCUACCUUAUAGAAGAAGCAGUAACAUCUUGUGUACAAAACACUACAUUCUGACUUGUCUGAUGGAUUUACACAAAACCAGAAUUUGUGGGAUUGUAAAGGAUUCUGUAUGCCAGUGUUUUCCGUAAGCUCAAUGGGGCUUUUCAGGUACAUACAUACAUAUAUAUACGGCUGGGGGUGUGUGUGCAAAUAUUAAUAAAGACAAAAUAAUAGCAAGUAAAAAAAGUUAUACCUCCCCUGAUCCCCUGCAGGUCUGACAUCAUUCAGUUCCCGCUCAUUACUGCUUAUUUCUGCUUCCCAGACAUGUCGUCUCAGCAGGAACUGCCCUCUCAGCCAAUCACUGGCCACAGUAUUGCCCCAAUUCAGUCAGUAAUUGGCUGAACAGACAGAAAUAGUUCAUCUUGGAUUUAAGAAGAAGCAGUAAUGAGCUGGGACUACGCUAGACCUGGAGCUACAGGGGAUCAGGGGAGGUGAGGAUGGCUUAUUUUGUAUUUUAAUUUUUUUACCAAAAAAGUAUGUCCCCAGAUAAACCCUUUAAUGCAGAGUCUAUAAAAAAAAUUCUAUAAUAACUAAAGAGCUGCUUUUACAGUAUAUGGAAUUCUCCGCAGCAUACUGUGAUUUGCAGAUUCAGUAAGUAGUGAUCUACGCUGCCAUUUUGUAAUAUUAUCUCCUCUUCUCUUUCCAUUUUGAAAGCAUGAACUUAGGAAAGAUGAUAUGUUGACUUACAGGGAAUAGAAGGUGAAAUCAAUUGAGUUGAGCACAACAUCACGGAUAAAGUUAUAGAGAAGUGUAAUAUGUUCCUCCAUUGUGGGGCCAUCAGCGACAUUUCUAUAGAUCAAUGAUCCAAUUGUCUCUCUUUCCAAUCUCUCUACUCAUACCAAGUAUAUUACAUACUCAAACAGAGAAGGGGACACGACGCCCAAAUCAGUAUGUGAAAGUUAAGUGGUGACGGUUAUAAGUUUGUGAUAGAUAAUCUCUUUUUAUAUAAGACUUGGAGACCAUUACCCUGAGUUCUCAUGAAUGGUAAGCUAGCUGGUCUAGCCAAAGCUCAGGUCACAGAUAGACUAAACAUAGUUCUUUAUCUUUUUUGCAUUCCAUUUCCUUUCUAAAGAUGAGUAUAACUGAUAGAUUCACAAAACAAUGGCAAGUUACCCUAUAUAGGGGUUACAAGGCACCAUGACCAACAUAAUAAUCAUAUACAAAGGCAUUCGACACCCAGAUUAAUGGAUCUGGAUGGAAACCAGACUCAUUGGAGAUGUAAUUGACAAAUAUUUUUUUUUAUUGUCCCCUUUUAAGCAAAGAGCUUCUUUUGAUCUGGAGGACUCAGUAGGCCUAUGGAUUAUAUGUUCCUCCAUUCACCUUAUGGUGGUACCCCCGAUAAGUUGUGCUGUCAUACAGUGCCUAAUUAUGACCGCCUUACAAUAUGGUGCCAAAAUAACACCUUCAUACAUUUACCUAAAUAUAUUUUAGGUAAAAGACCAUUUCAGUAAUGGAAAUCUCCAAGCAGUGCUAGAAGGGCUUGGGCAUUCCAAAGAACGCUGCUUCACUUGCUUUUGAUAAUCUUGCUGGGUCUGAGAUUAUGGAAAGGCUCAAAAGGGGGACAGAGCACUACACCAGUGCCCAGAAAUCGGAAAAAGCCUAUGAGAUGGGAAGACCCCCUUAACAUUGGACUUAUCUUAUAGAUCCAGACACAGAUAUCUGCUAUGUAUAAAAACCUUUUAAAAGAAACAGCUAGUUUUAUGGCUUCUUUCUAUGGUCUCUUCCUCCAACCAGCAAAGUUCUGGUUCACGUUAUGUAACCAUAAGUAUUUUUAUGCACCGCUGGUCUGGUGACAUAUUUCUAAUAAUACAAUGUAUUCCUGCAUUAUACAUUGGACUUACAGGUGGAGACCCACAUGUUUCAGAUCUUUUUUUAAGUAUAUAUUUUUAUUAUAUCAUUAUCAGUAUAACAGACAUUAGCAGAAAGUCAACAAAGUAAGAUUUUAAUGUAAAGCAUUUGAACAAUUGCAUUUGUGAGAUUACAAUAGAGACUAUAGUAUGGACAUGUGCUUGAUCUGGAAAUAAACUUUGAU
This is a messenger RNA of Hyla sarda, 3880 nucleotides long. It is a transcript of the gene MXRA8, whose product is annotated as matrix remodeling associated 8. NCBI's taxonomy places the organism in Eukaryota, Metazoa, Chordata, Amphibia, Anura, Hylidae. The coding region runs from base 311 to 1486 and encodes 391 amino acids. Gene Ontology annotation, biological process: establishment of glial blood-brain barrier; cell adhesion. Gene Ontology annotation, cellular component: cell surface; membrane. The transcript has 10 exons. The record is from RefSeq and is a predicted model, not a curated record.